CAUAAUGCCAGUUUCGGUCUGUGGAGGCGGAAAAGGUUAAUGCAGGUAUGCUGUCGUGGUGUUAAUUUAUGACGUAUGGAAGUAAGUCACAAUUCGUGUUUCACAGCGUGACAUUUCAUUACCUACAUUUUACCUGAGCCGCUCACACAAUGCAAUGAGGUUUUACUCCGUCAGAUUUGGAUGUCUGUUGGCUUUCGCGGGUUUUGUGUCGUUUACCUGGAUUAAAUCAAUUCCCAAUCAUGGAGUUUCUACAGUACAGCUCGACCUGCAGACCCUGUACGAGCGCCUGUCCGUGGCCGAGCAGUUGGGAGGCGAGGUCAGAAAGGAUCUCAGCAGCAUGCUGGAAGAGCUGAAGAACAUAUCCAAAGCUGUCAACAACACCCAUCACACCACAAACACCACCACCACCACCAACAACAACAACAACAACAUCUCCACAAUCCUAUCAGAAACAAGAAUGCGGGCGGACAACACCUCAGAUGGACAGUCGAUCCUGCAGCCCAACAUUUACCUCUACCUGCCCCAUCUCAGACAGCAUCCAGAGAGCCUCGUACCCAACAUAAAGCUGGGACAAGGACGCAGGGGAGUGUCUGUGGUGAUGGGCAUUCCCACAGUGAAGCGGGAGAAGCAGAGUUACCUGGUCAGCACACUCAGCUCUCUGCUCUACAGCCUGACUCCAUCACAGAAAAGAGACAUCCUCAUCAUCGUCUUUGUAGCCGAGACCGACUCCAAGUACGUCAGCAGCAUAGCAGAGAUCAUCGCCAACAAUUUUCCCACAGAGGUGCUGUCGGGGUUAUUGGAGGUCGUCUCUCCUUCGCAGUAUUACUACCCCGACUUCAGCGUCCUCAAAGAGACCUUUGGAGACUCCAUGGACAGAGUCAAAUGGCGAACAAAGCAGAACCUGGACUUCAGCUUCCUCAUGCUCUACGCUCAGGAUAAAGGCACCUACUAUGUACAGUUAGAGGACGACAUCAUUGCAAAGGGAGACUAUCUCAGAAACAUGAUGACCUACACCAAUGAGGAAGCUUCCAAAGAGUGGCUCUACCUGGAGUUUUCUCAGCUCGGAUUCAUAGGCAAAAUGUUUCGAACCAGCGACCUCCCGAUGAUCUCCGAGUUCUUCCUGAUGUUCCAGAGAGACAAACCCAUCGACUGGCUGUUGGAUCACAUCCUGUGGGUCAAAGUUUGUAACCCAGAGAGAGAUGUAAAAGACUGUAGUGAACGGAAGGCGUCACUCAGACGUAGGUACAAGCCGUCACUCUUCCAGCACGUCGGCCUCCACUCAUCUCUGUCUGGGAAACUUCAGAAUCUGAAGGAUAAGGACUUUGGGAGUCAGACUCUGUUCAAGGCCCACAGUAACCCUCCUGCAGCGCUGAGCAGCAGCCUGAAAGCUUACCAGGGGCACAGUCUGGAGAGGAUGUACAAAGGAGAAGACUUCUUCUGGGCGUCAUCACCCGUCAAACAUGAUUACAUCCUCUUCAACUUCUCACAGCCAAUCCACAUAUCCCGGUACCUGUUUCGCAGUGGAAAUAUCCAGCACAGUGGAGAUAAAUUCUUCAACACAACAGUGGAAGUGCUACCUAGCAAUGCGUCAGCACUAGUGGAAGCUGUGAACGGAUCGACUUCCUCCUUCCAACAAUCUGAAAAAGGAUUCGCUGUUAUCGGCGAGUUUGAGAACGGGGUAGCUGACGGUGAGAUUGAAGAAGCGCUGCAGCCGAUCUCAGCUCUCCGCCUGGUGGUUCACUCAGACGCUGUCGUCUGGGCUCUACUGAGUGAGAUUCUAAUUAAAGUUUGAUGACCACAGUGAAGAGGGAAACCAAACACAGGCCUCAGCUUCCGGUGCUGCUGAAAAACACUCUCACUGCAGGAACCUUUUUUUUUUAAUUAAAGGAAGAAAGUGCAACAUUUUACACAUAGAGCAGAAACUAAUGUCCUAUGUACUGUAAAUGUCUGUCUGCCGUGUUUACAUCAUGUUUACAGCCGGCUCCUCUUCUUACGGAUAAAGUUGUUUUAGUCAAGGACUAGCGAAAAGAAGACUAAAAUACUCGCUGCUUAUUUAGAUGUCACGUACGUGUCUUUAGAUCACGUUCAUUCCAUCUAAAUUAAUAUGCAAUGUGAAGGCGCUAACAUUAGUCUGCUAACACAAAAAUGCAAGCCAAAGACAAUUUGUCCACUGCUUGUACUAAAUGAUGCUUAAUUAUUGUGCAUCCCUUUUAAGAACUUCUUAUGUGAAGAAAGGUGGGGUUGGAGGUGUGUCACUGGAGAAGAGCGGAGGCUACACUAUAGCGGAGGUGUCGCCAAACAGCGGUUUGUAUUGGUUUAAUGCUGGUGAUCAAGGGCGACAUACUGGAUCAAAAAGUUGCACAUUCUUCCUUUAAGGAUUUCAUGAAGUGCCUCAAACAGACCAUGGCCCUUUUUCAAACCAACCCCUACACCCUCCCCCUCCGUGAUGGAGUGCACUCCGUUAGAAGUCACACUCGCAGCUGAAUGAAGUCUCCUUCAUCAAGAUGUAGGUAGAAAUACAGCGGCAGGCUUUGGGAAAAACUUCUCUCUCUCAGGUGGAAACAGGAACUGUGUGUUACUAUGGUUACUCAGCGGUAUCUUGUGGGAACAGCUUUUUUUUUGUAGCUAAUGCAUUCUGUAAAAAUCUUUAUGUAGCCUAGAUUAUUAUUCUUCUUCUUUAGUUAUAUUAAUGUAGACUUAUAACAAAACUAUUAGAUUGAGCCUACAUUGUUUAUUGUAAUUUAUCAUUUAAGUUAAUUUAUUGUAAUUUCAUAGAACAGGGUGUCCUAAAUUAAUGCAAAGACAAGGAUAAUAUUGUUGAACAUCAGAGCAGCAAAAAGUGUAUUUUUUAUUGUUGAAUUGAGAUUUCACAAAGACAUCAAAAGUAGAAAAAUAAGAAAUAAAUAUUAACAGUGAAAAGUUGUCUGCAACAUGAUUUAAUAUUCUUUUGUUUUUGCAACAGUCCCUGUAAAUAUAAAACACUUUACAAUAAAUAAACAUAUAUUUGAUCCUCAGUACACAUUUGAAGUUGUUACUGACCCACUACCACUCCCCGCUAGUUGGUUUGGGACGGACUUAAUAUGGCGAACCCUCUGCGAGGACGCGCAAACGGAGGGGUAGUGGGUAGAGAGAGGGUGUAGUGGCUGGUUUGAAAAAGGGCCUAUGACUGUGUCCCUAAUGAAGAGGAACCACUUUUAGUGUUUGUUCUGGUGUCACUUUGUUGAACAUGUGAAGUGAUGAAGUUGAGAAGAGAAUCACGUCCCUCGUCAAGAGUGGAGCUAACUGCUGGUCAAAAAUCUCAUUAUUUCCUUUAAUUUAUUAACUAGCAUAUUGUUAUACCUAACUUUGACAUUAUAUUUUGUUGUAACAAAUAAAUAAAACUACACCGAAGUA
Molecule: messenger RNA, 3393 nt
Organism: Labrus mixtus (cuckoo wrasse)
Lineage: Eukaryota; Metazoa; Chordata; Actinopteri; Labriformes; Labridae
Product: Alpha-1,3-mannosyl-glycoprotein 4-beta-N-acetylglucosaminyltransferase B-like
Exons: 15
Coding region: 155-1792 (545 amino acids)
Biological process (GO): protein N-linked glycosylation
Cellular component (GO): Golgi stack; endoplasmic reticulum; endoplasmic reticulum-Golgi intermediate compartment
Molecular function (GO): acetylglucosaminyltransferase activity
Source: RefSeq, a predicted model, not a curated record